Molecule: messenger RNA, 1420 nt
Organism: Coccidioides immitis RS
Lineage: Eukaryota; Fungi; Ascomycota; Eurotiomycetes; Onygenales; Onygenaceae
Product: cell division control protein Cdc31
Exons: 2
Coding region: 160-1017 (285 amino acids)
Biological process (GO): spindle pole body duplication
Cellular component (GO): half bridge of spindle pole body; mitotic spindle pole body
Molecular function (GO): microtubule binding; calcium ion binding
Source: RefSeq, a predicted model, not a curated record
CCCGCUCAAUUGCACACUGAACCUAUUGUUUAUUAUUCGAAAAUCGAACUGAACAGACGAAUGUGCUCAUAAUAUACCUUUCGGAAACCACAGCUCCCACCGCUUUCGCUGCUCGGUCUUAUCAAGCCAGGCGAAAACAAGUAAACAUCGAGUGAAGGAAUGGCAUCUUCCUCCACUCACCCCUCGUUCCCACCCCGCUCCUCCUAUGCAGCCGGCAAACUCCCUGAUCGUUCGGGGUUAAAUCCAACCCCUCUACCUUUUGGGUCCUCAGCAGCAUUAUCACGAAGAGAUAGAGCCGGUGAUUACGGCGGUGAAGGUUCUGGUGGCGGCCCAGCUAUGGGUCUGGGAAAGGCGUCGACGCAUGGAUCAGUGAUGGUACAAGGGCACGGCGCACAGCAACAUGGUUUGCAGUCACAUCAAGGGAAUCCGACGGGAGGGCUGAGCGGUGCUGCCAGCGGAGGGAACAACAAUCCUCUAAGCGACCUAUCAGAGGAGCAGAGAGAAGAAAUCAACGAAGCUUUCACUCUCUUUGAUCUCGACCGCGACCGCCACCUGGACUACCACGAACUCCGCGUCGCCCUGCGCGCCUUGGGCUUCACCCUUUCCAAACCCGACCUCAUCUCCCUCCUCACAACCUACGGCGUCCCACGACCCACCGCCGCCCCCGGCGGCACAAAUCAGCCCAAUCAAUCCCAGCAAUCGUCCCGCCAGCCCCAGCCUUCACAACAACCUCCACCUCACCCAUCUUCCCUGCUCAUGCCACUCUCCUCCUUCCAGACCAUCACAGCUCGCAAGAUCCUCGAACGAGAUCCGCGUGAAGAAAUACUCCGCGCUUUCGAGCUUUUUGAUGAAGGCGGGAAAGGAUAUAUCGAUCUGGAGGAUUUGAGGAGAGUGGCCAGGGAGCUGGGAGAGACGGGGCUUGAAGAGGAGGAAUUGAGGGCGAUGAUUGAGGAGUUUGAUCUAGAAGGCGUGGGCGGGGUGACAAGGGAAGGAUUUGUGGGUAUUUGUCUGCAGUGAUCCUUCAAGUGGAUCACGAGGUAUCAAGAUGAUUCGAGAGAGGCGGAGCGGCUGGCGUGCCAUUUUUUUUUUGUCUCAGGCGUUUUGAAGGAUUUCCUUUGUUUUUAUUAUAUUUAGCGAGUUUUCUUAAAGACAUGUUUAUUCCUGGAAAUGUUGGAGAUUUAGAGGGAUGCUUUUAUGUUAUUGUGCUUCUUCCCCCCUUUUUUCUCCUGUUUUGCUCCAACUGACAUGCGUGAGAAAUCGGACGAUGCAUGAUUACUCACUCUCAACAUUAGGCUUGUUGCAGCCAUUCGUCCUCCGAGAGCUGAAAUACGGUUAGUUUAUCGCGUGAAUCAAGCCUUGUCCUUGUGUACAGAACUCGUGAGAUAAAAUUCUCAAUGUCAGCCGGACUGUUUUCCAUGAA